Messenger RNA from Durusdinium trenchii, 313 nucleotides. Lineage: Eukaryota; Dinophyceae; Suessiales; Symbiodiniaceae. The record is from the annotation of a GenBank genome assembly.
GCCAUGGCCGAAUUGGAAAGCAUCGCAAGCAUCCUGGUGGUUGUGGAAAUUCUGGUGGCCAGCACCACCACCGAAUCAACUUCGACAAGUACCAUCCAGGUUACUUUGGAAAGGUCGGUAUGCGCAACUUCCAUCUCAUCAAGCAUGGCAAGGUCAUCCCGAUCGUCAACGUGGAGCGAUUGUGGUCCUUGGUGUCGGAGAAGACACGUGAGUACUACAAGGACAAGACAGACAAGGCCCCAGUGAUCGACGUCAUGAAGGCUGGCUACAUGAAGGCUCGUGGCCUUGUGGCAAAUCUGCGUGAUGCAGCUAA